AUGAGUCGCCGCGGCGGCCAGCAGCAGGCGCGCUUUCAGAACGCUGCCUCUGGCGCGGACUCUGUUGAGAAGAACUUCGACGCGGUGUCGGUAACCGAGUCCUGGAGGACCUGGCGGGUUGGGCAUCCCAUCCGAGCUGGUGCCCCAAGUGCAUGGAAGCAUCAGUGGCAAGGCGGCGCGUUGCCCGAGUACUCCGCUGCCUCUGGCGCGGCUGGGGGGCCGUUGACGCACAUGCGCUGCGCGAACGUCCACGGGAUCUGGGCUUCGGCGCCCGCCCGCCCCAUGGUCAUUGCGUCGCAAAAAUACAAAGCAGACAAAGAACGCGACCCAGCUGAGUUUGAUCAGUUCGGUCGCGCGGUCAAAUACCACCAGAGCAUAUUUGACCUGAUCCUGUCGGCGUCGGCUCGCGUGGAGAUGCUCAUCGGGUGCUCUGUGAACGAUGCCGCCAAAAGGGUGUCUGGGCGCACUUCUGGGCUGCUCGGUUUGUGGUGGAGACCUGCUCCUAGAAAGAAGCUCUCGAGGGGGCAAGGGGAUGUGGCGAGGUCAGUCUUUUUCGACUUGGUCGAAGCCGCCCACCGCGUGCCCGACAUGUGCGCCGCGGAGUAUGACGCUCUCUCUGGCGUCUCCGCUGCCUCUGGCGCGUCCGCUGCCUCGGUGCGUCCGCUGCCUCUGGCGCGUCCGCCGCUCCUGCUGCUGCAGCUGCUGCGGUUGCUGCUCCUGCGCCAGCUCCUGCGCCACUCCCGCCGCCUGCUCCUGCGCCGGCUCCUGCGCCAGCCAGCGU
Messenger RNA from Prorocentrum cordatum, 781 nucleotides. The record is from the annotation of a GenBank genome assembly. NCBI's taxonomy places the organism in Eukaryota, Dinophyceae, Prorocentrales, Prorocentraceae.